Eufriesea mexicana is the source of this 1652-nucleotide messenger RNA. RefSeq names its product tetratricopeptide repeat domain 26 (gene Ttc26). The record is from RefSeq and is a predicted model, not a curated record. The coding region runs from base 3 to 1652 and encodes 549 amino acids. The transcript has 7 exons. Lineage: Eukaryota; Metazoa; Arthropoda; Insecta; Hymenoptera; Apidae. Gene Ontology annotation, molecular function: intraciliary transport particle B binding; protein binding. Gene Ontology annotation, biological process: intraciliary anterograde transport; intraciliary transport involved in cilium assembly. Gene Ontology annotation, cellular component: ciliary basal body; ciliary base; intraciliary transport particle B.
AAAUGAUCCUAUCAAGAGUUAAGCCAGCAUCUUCCGAAGGCGUGAAGAAGUCUGCAUCGGACAAGAAGAUCCCUAAAUUAGAGGAGUUCCUGGAGAAGCGUGAUUAUACAGGUGCCUUGACGUUGUUGGAGUUCAACAACGCCACGGAGAGUACUCUAAACUCCGAACUAUGGAUGGGUUACUGUGCUUUUCAUCUUGGGGACUACAAACGUGCGGCCACGAUUUACGAGAGUCUAAGGAAAAAGGAACACACACCAGCGGAUUCGUCGACGAAUUUAGCAUGCUGUUAUUUUUAUCUCGGGAUGUACCCUGAAUCGCAAAAUAUUCUGGAAGAUGCACCAUACAGUAAACUGAAGACCAGACUUUUGUUUCACCUAGCACACAAAAUGAGCAACGAGGCGAAAUUAAUGGAGUACCAUCACAUGCUGGAGGACAUAAUAGAGGAUCAACUUAGCCUGGCCUCUAUCCAUUAUCUCAGAGCACAUUACCAGGAGGCCAUUGAUGUUUAUAAAAAGAUCUUACUGGAGAACAGGGAUUACUUCGCACUGAACGUGUACGUUGCCCUGUGCUAUUACAAAUUGGACUACUAUGACGUGGCCCAAGAAGUUCUCCAAGUUUAUCUGCAGAAGUAUCCUGACAGUGCAAUCGCCAUAAAUUUAAAGGCGUGCAAUCAUUUUCGGUUGUACAAUGGUAAUGCUGCGCAAAAUGAGAUGAAGCAACUAGUAGAGAAGAUGUCCAGUUCCUUCAGCUUCAGUCACGAUCUUAUACGUCACAACACAGUGGUAUUUAAAGGUGGCGAAGGAGCAUUGCAAAUUUUGCCGAAUUUGGUGGACGUUAUACCAGAAGCUAGGUUGAAUCUCGUGAUUUAUUACUUGAAACAAGACGACGUGCGAGAAGCUUUCGAAUUAAUCAAGGAUCUUGAACCAGCUGUGCCCCAGGAAUAUAUUCUAAAAGGGAUAGUGAACGCAGUAAUGGGACAAGAAACGAAUUCCCGCGAUAAUGUGAAAACGGCGCAACAAUAUUUCCAAUUAGUGGGUUCCUCGGUGUCGGAAUGCGAUACCAUACCUGGCAGACAAUGCAUGGCCUCUUGCUUCUUCCUUUACCAUCAGUUCGAGGAGGUUCUGUUUUACCUGAACUCAAUUAAGACGUACUUCUCCAACGAGGACAACUUCAACUUCAAUUAUGCCCAGGCACAAACUGCUGCGGGCUACUUCAAAGAGGCGGAGGAGGCAUUCUUGAAUAUACGAAACGAGAAAUACAAGAACGAUUACAUUUACAUUAGCCUCCUGGCGCACUGCUUUAUAAUGAACAAGAAACCUCAGUUGGCCUGGGAGCUGUAUCUGAAGAUGGACACGACCACGGAAUCGUUCAAUUUGCUUCAAUUGAUAGCCAACGAUUGUUACAAGGUCGGCGAAUUUUGGUACGCAGCUAAGGCUUUCGACAUGCUGGAGAGGAUGGAUCCAAGCCCGGAAAAUUGGGAAGGGAAACGUGGUGCCUGUUGCGGCACGUUUCAAUACGUCGUGGCUGAAAAGCAACCGAGAGAGCUGUUACCUGAAAUUAUACAGCUUUUGAAGAACACGUCGAACUCGCAAGUAGAGCAGAUUAUCCGAGUGAUGCGCAAAUGGGGAAAAGAUAACAGAAUUAAUUGUUGA